Fopius arisanus is the source of this 623-nucleotide messenger RNA. It is a transcript of the gene ND-13B, whose product is annotated as NADH dehydrogenase (ubiquinone) subunit ND-13B. NCBI's taxonomy places the organism in Eukaryota, Metazoa, Arthropoda, Insecta, Hymenoptera, Braconidae. The transcript is spliced from 3 exons. Gene Ontology annotation, biological process: respiratory electron transport chain. Bases 91 to 447 code for a protein of 118 amino acids. The record is from RefSeq and is a predicted model, not a curated record.
UUCAGUAGAAAUAAAUACGAGUGAUCCGGGGAGGACGGAUUAUCGUCCAAUCUAGUCUUCUGGCAAUAUUUUCGUACUGUUUCGCGAAUAAUGGCAGCUCCCAAGAAACUGACAACAAUGUUGACAGGGCUGAGAGUGGCUCAGGCUCCUCAUCGUUCACUUGAUCAUCUUUACUCGAAAAUUCUCAGAGCAUUGCAGAAACUACCCACGACCUACCCUUACAGGAUGCAGACUGAGAAAGUCAUCAAAGAUCGAACUGAGAUUCUCCUUUGUACAGAGGACAUCCCAACUAUAGAAGAGAAAAUCGGCUGUGGUCAAGUGGAGGAGCUCAUCGUCCAGGCUGAGAAUGAAUUAAUAUUAGCUCGUAAAAUGUCAGUGUGGAAGCCCUGGGAGCCCCUCGUCUCCGAGGCUCCAGAGAACCAGUGGACGUGGCCACCAACAAAGUAAUUCACGUCCCACAUUGUAGACUAGAAACAAUAUUAUUCAAAACUAAUUGUGCAAAUAAAAUUAUGGAAUAAUCCAUCGUGAAAUUACCUCAGUACUUCCGGUUUAAUCAGUGAGUGUCUAAUGAAAAUGAUUAAUGAGUAAGAUGAUUAGUUCAUAUUAAAAUGAAUGAAAAUGCA